GGGCCAUUCCUGGCCAGGGUUAAACUCUCCAGAAGUCAGUUCAGAGGCUUUGUGAGCUCUAUCCCAAAGGAGCAGAGCACACUGCAGAGCUCUGCACUCUGCAGGCACCUGUCCCUGCUCAGAUCACUGGGCCAGGCAGAGCUUUGGCAGAGUGGGGGUGCCGGGGGCACUGAGGAGCAGUGAGUGUCCCCAUUGUCCAGGGAGGGCUGGCAGGGCUAUAUUUGACUGCAGGAUGGGCACUCCAACAUGGGGCACAUUCUUCUGGGGACAGUCAUCCUCGUGUCACCACCAGCAGAAGGAAACCUCCUUUGUCCCUUGCCUUGCCUGUCUCCCUUGCCUGUCUCCUGCAGCCUUCACUGGCAAGAAAGUUUGGCUUUGACAUCCCACCAUGGGAACCAGAGCCUUCUUCCACCUCAGAGAGGAGGAGCAGAAGGAGGAGAGGAAACAGAGCUUGGAAAUGAGCUCCACAACCAGGAAAAAAAGGUUCAAAACCAGUGAGGAAGAGGAGACCUUCAGCCUUUCAGACCUGUCGAUAGCAGCUGCCCUUGCCUUGACCUCUGAGACAGCCAAUUCCAGGGAGUACAAUCUGAGAAGGGAAGCUGAGCUCCUGGAGCUGGAACAGAGGGGGCAGAAGAGGACUCGCUUUGGGAAUGACACGGAGAAGAUGGAAGAGGAGCUCAUCAGGAUCUGCAGGCAGCUCCGAGUGAGGGCUGACAGGAAGGGCCUGCGCAGGAAGCACAUUUCCUUCUUUUCCACCAGGUAUAAGAAUGGAAUUCCCAUCGAUCCCCGCCGAGCCCCAGCAGGAAAAUACAAGAUCAAAAAUCAAUUUGGGAUGCUGACCCUGCACAUCAGCAGAUGCUCCAUGGAAGAUUCUGCUGAGUACAGCGUGGAGGUGAAGAAUCCGCAUGGUGAAGCUUAUUCCUUUGCUACAGUGCUUGUCAGGAAAUAUUAUGGAAAGGAGUCAGGAUUUGAUUCAGAAAUAUACAAAAGAUCCCUUCUGGCCAGAGAGGCAGAUUUUGCUUUUCCACUGAAACCCUUAUUUGCAAGAGAAAAGGAGCCUUUCACCCUCUCCUGUCACUUCUCCUCUGAUUUACUGGAGCACCAAGGAGGCAUCACCUGGUUCAGAGAUGGGGAGCUGCUGCAGGACUCCGAGGGCCGGGAGCUGAGGCGCCAGGGCUGUGAGGCCUCUCUGACAGUGCAGUGUGCUCACAAGGAGGACGAGGGCUUCUACACCAUCCGUGUCCCCUCGCUGCACGGACACAAGGAGCAGACCACCUAUGUGUUUGUCAGAGAUGCUGAGGCACUGACAGCUGGAGCCCCAGGAUCCCCCCUCAGCGUGAGGUGCCACGAUGUGAACAGAGACUGCCUGCUCCUGUCCUGGGUAGCCCCCAGUGACGAUGGAGGAAGCCCCAUCCUGGGCUACCUCAUUGAAAGGUGCGAGGCUGGCUCGGAGCAGUGGGUGCAGUGCAGUGCCCAGCCUGUCAAGGGCUGCAGGUGCCCAGUGCUGGGCCUGGCAGAGGGACAGACGUACCAGUUCCGGGUCAGGGCUGUCAACAAGGCUGGCACCAGCCACCCCUCAAGGGCCAGUGACCCUGUCACCACCCAGGAUGCCAGCAGGGACAAGAGAGUGACAGUGAUCCAAUAUGACCAGGGCAGGACCAUAGAAAUAUCCAAGGAUGACCUGGAGGGACACAUUAAAAUUCCCUUGCCACCCACCAAUGUUCAUGCAAGUGAGGUCAGAGAGGAUUAUGUGGCUUUGGCCUGGGAUGAACCAGAUCCAAGAGGCAGAGAGCCACUGAAUUACUAUGUGGAAAAGUGUCUCGUGGGCAGCAGCUCCUGGCAGAUGGUGAACCUGGAGACGCCAGCAAAUUCCCCAAGAUUUGCACUCUUCGGGCUGGAGAAGGGAAAAUCCUUCCGGUUCCGUGUGCGCUCCGUCAACAAGUUCGGCAUCAGCGAGCCCUCGGUGCCCAGCGCGCCCGUGCUGGCCGGGACACAGCCCGCUCCUCCAUCUCCACCGUCUCAGGUUCUGGCCUUCAGAGACACCAGGACAUCUGUUGUUGUGCAGUGGGACAAGCCCAAGGAUGGCCCAGAGCCCCUUGGGUAUUACAUCUACUGCCGGGAGACGGGCACAGAGCAGUGGCAAACAGUCAACAACAAACCAGUGACAGGGAGCGAGUGGUCUGUCCCUGCCGUUCUGUCUGUCCCUGCUGUUCUGUCUGUCCCUGCUGUUCUGUCUGUCCCUGCUGUACUGUCUGUCCCUGCUGUUCUGUCUGUCCCUCCGUGCCCAGCCUGUCCCUCGGCCCCUCGUGACUUUGUGCUGCUGCACUGUGGCAAGGCUGAGAUGACCAUUGGCUGGAAAGCCCCGAAGCACAAGGGAGGAACAAAGAUCCUGGGAUAUUUCCUGGACCAGCACGAGCCCUCUGAGCCCGACUGGCACCAAGUCAACGCUCGGCCGAUUCCUCGGCGCGUUUGCACGGUUGGCAGCCUGCAGGAGGGGCACCUGUACCAGUUCCGUGCCCGUGCCAUGAACAGGGCUGGAGUUGGGGCAGUGUCUGAGCCCAGUGACCUGUUCAGAUGUGAGGAAUGGACAAUGCCAGAGCCAGGCCCUCCUCACGAUGUCAGGUGCACUGAGGUGAGGGACUGCUCCCUGCAGCUGCACUGGGAAGCUCCUCUGUACCUGGGGGCAGGGCCGCUCACAGGGUACCUCAUAGAGCUGUGUGAAGAAGGCUCAGAAGAGUGGAAGCAGAUAAACAAGCAGCCCACAGGCACCACCCACAUGAAGGUGUCAGACCUGGAAACGGGCAAGUGCUACAUUUUCCGAGUACGAGCGCUGAACAAGGCUGGAGUUGGACCCCCCUCACUCCCCUCAGACCCUGUGGUGGCUAAAACCAAACCUGGCACAAAUGAAAUUGAAGUCGGGGUGGAUGAAGAGGGUUUCAUUUACAUGGCCUUUGAAGCUCCUGAAAAGAAUGACUCCUCUGAAUUUAUCUGGUCAAAGGACUAAGAGGGACCUCCAGAUCCUGACCGAGUCCAGAUUGAAGAGGAAGGCAAUAGAUCAAAGCUGAUACUGAAAGAGCCCUCAGAGAAGGACCUGGGUGUGUAUUCAGUGGAGGUCACAGACGUAGAUGAUGAUAUCUCUGCCAGCUGCACGUUAACAAAAGAAGAUCUGGACAAGUUACUGAAACGCAGCCACGAAAUCAGGAACCCACUGAUCAAGCUGAUAUCUGGCUGGAACGUCGAGGUCCUGGAGAAAGGGGAAGUGAGGCUGUGGCUGCAGGUGGAGACGCUGUCCCCGAACGCGGAGCUGCACCUGAUCUUCAAUGACAAGGAGCUCACCAGCACCCCAACACACAAAAUCAACUUUGUCAAAGAGAAAGGCCUCGUGGAACUGAUAAUCCAGGAUUUCUGUGCUGAUGACAAAGGGAUGUACACGGCCCAGCUCAAAGAUGGGAAAGCCAAAAAUCAAUUCACCCUUGCUCUCAUAGAUGAAACUUUUGCUAAAGUGGCAGAAGAAGCUGAAGCAAAACGGAGACAAUGGAAGAAAAAGCAGGGUCCACAUUUCAUAGAGAACCUGACAUGGAAAGUUUUGGAAAGCUGUGAAGUGCUCCUCACCUGCAAGGCAACAAACCUGAGGAAGGACACCAGCUUCCAGUGGUUCUUCAAUCACAAGGCACGAGCUGGUGGAGUGUUUGAUCCACAGACUGGGAUGGGAACUCUGCAGAUCCCAAAGGUAACCAAAGCAGAUGAGGGCCUGUACAAAGCAGUGGUUUCAGAUAACCGAGGAGAGGACUCCACCCAGCUGGACCUCACAAAAGGAGCCUUUGAGGAGCUUCUGAAGGAGCUGUGCAGGAUCAGUGCUCUUUCUGCCACACCUCUGAAAAUCCAGCCCACUGAGGAGGGCAUCAAAAUCUACACUGAAGUCAAGUACUACACAGACUACAUGAAAACCACCUGGUACCACAAGGAGAAGCAGCUGGAGAGCCGGGACAGGACGAGAGCUGGGGAAGCAGCAAUAGCAGAGAAGCGUCGUGCCAGAGUCGUUCAAGGUCUGCCAGAUGUUGCCACCAUCAUGGAGGACAAGACCCUGUGCUUAACUUGUUGUGUGUCUGGAGACCCCUACCCAGAGAUCACCUGGUUCAAAAACGAGAAGGUCAUCGAGUUUAAGGACAGAUACAAGAUGGAUGUGAAGGGCUCAAUGGUCACAAUCACCAUAGAGAGAGUCUGCAAUGAAGACACAGGAAAAUACAGCAUCUAUGUCAAGAAUAAAUAUGGCUCUGAAACAGGGCAGGUCACCAUCAGUGUCUAUAAACACGGGGAGAUCCCAAUAGGAACAGAGCAGGAAAUCCCAGCUGGGAUUGCCACAAAGAAGCGUAAAUGAAUUUAUUGUCUCCUUGAAUCUGAAAGGAAUUUAACUCCUUCAGAUGCCUUUUGGUGUCUCUGUGUUUAUUUUAGCAGUAUUUCAGUGGUUUGGCAGUUAUAGAACAAUUCUGGUGUGUGUGUGUGUGUGUGUGUGUGCUCACACGUGUGUGCACUGCAUGUUCACCCUCCAGAGAGACUCUGCCCUGGUAAAUCUGUGUGGGCUUUCAGUGCAGGGUUUUUAUAUUAAAUCUCUACAUGUAACAGA
Zonotrichia albicollis (white-throated sparrow) is the source of this 4624-nucleotide messenger RNA. NCBI's taxonomy places the organism in Eukaryota, Metazoa, Chordata, Aves, Passeriformes, Passerellidae. The record is from RefSeq and is a predicted model, not a curated record.